AUGAUUUACGCGAAGGAAAACGGGAAGAGAAGGAGAAGGGCAUUGCGCUCCCCUCUCCAGUCUAACCUCCAGAUCACGGGUCAUAAAUCGGUAACAGUUGAACUACACCAAACACACUAUUUUGGCGAAGGCGAUAUCAACCGUUAUGGCGGCAGCUAUGGAGGGGGUAGUUUUGGCUCCGGGCUGGAUCUCGGGUUGACCUCCUCCUACACCUACGAUAGCUUUGGUAGCGAUUUCGGUGGAGGGUAUGGCGGUGGGGGAUAUGGCGGCGGUUUCGGAGGGGGAUAUGGCGGUGGAUAUGGCGGCGGAUACGGUAGCGGUUUUGGAAGUGGUAGUUCUGGCGUGCCUCGCGACACGGGGAUAAAUAUUCGGCAAACCCUCCAAGUAGGCUUGCACGGGCGGGUCGGAGAACAUACUCAUGUUGAGGUUGACUAUAGCGACUCCGGCGGAGGCUAUGGCGGAGGCUAUGGCGGCGGUUACGGUGGUUAUAGCAGCGGUUAUAGCGGUGGAUACGGCGGUGCAAAGGAGCAGAAAAUCCGCGUUUGGUAUGAAGGGACGGAAAAAAGUAUCCUCAAAACUCUCUCUUUUGGUGACCUGACACUCAAUCUGCCCAAUGCCCGCUUCCUGAACGUCAAUCGCAAUCUGUUUGGACUUGAGGCGGUUGCACAGCUUGGUGGGGCAAAGUUGACAGCGUUUGGCUCCCGCAGCAAAGAUGAACUCCUCCACGAUUCCUACCGCCCAAUUCAGCGCGGUAGCGAGGAGAUCUAUAUCGACGAUAACGUCGCAAGCAAUAAUCAGGGCGGCGUGCGGACGGGGCGUGGUUACUUCAAUCUCCAGCAAGCAGGUCAGGAUUAUAAUAUCAAUUACGAAACCGGUGAAAUCGAGUUCUUAACGCGGAUUUCUGCCAGCUACGAGAUUGUCGUCGCUUAUGAAUAUCUCGGCGAGGGCGGUGGUGUGGUUGGAAAUCCGGGGAAUGUCUUUGAGGAUGAGAACGGCGAUGGUACGGUCGAUGAAGAGGGGAGCGAAGAAAUUCCGUAUAUCCAGAUCUUCGGGCUAGAUCAAGAUGGAGAUGGUAUCGUUGAUCCGGAGUUUAUCGACUUCGACCGAGGUAUCCUGACGUUUUCUGAUUUGCGUCCCUUUGUUAUCGAUGAUCCCGCAAGUCCUUACUACCAAUUUCGCGAACAGUUAAGCAACGAAGCAAUCUACCUCGAAAACCCAAGGACGACCGAUGCGGCUUACACGAUCAUUGUAGAUUAUUCGUUUCAAUCGGAGACGUAUAACGUUGGGCUGUUUGUCAUCCCGGGCAGCGAGAAGGUGAGGCUCAAUGGGCAACUGCUGAAACGCGAUGCUGAUUAUACAAUGAUAUAUGAGGUAGGAAGCAUUCGCUUUUUUACUGAGCUUGAUGAGUUCGACGAAAUCGUGGUUGAAUUUGAGAGAACUCCAUUCGGUGGAUCACUGCAACAAACGGUUGCUGGAUUAUGGCUGGAAUAUUCCUAUAUUCCCAAACCGAAAACAGAGAAGAAAGAGCAGAAGUUAGAUCGGUUUGAACGGCUUAUCGGUAGGAUCGAUCGUCCGGAAACGGACGAUUGGUCUGACACUGAGGAUAGUCCCUUCGGACGAGGCUCCUCCGGUGGAUUUGGCGGUCGAUCUGGUGGCGGUCGAUUUGGUGGCGGUGGAUCUCGCGGUUUUGGGGGUGGUUCUGGCGGAUACUCAAGUUUAGGCGGUCGAUCUAGGCGAGGAUUGCGUGCCGGUGGCAGCAGCUAUUUCAAUCCUACAUUCCAAAAAGGAUUUAGCUUUGCAACGGGUUACAUCCUGAACACCGGACAAAAACCGUCUCGUAUCCCCGACGUCAAUGGUGCGCCGAGUCGAUUGCAGGCUGUCAACUUCAACACCACCUUUGGAAGGGAUUUCAAUUUAGCAUGGCUGUUGAACCCGCUACCGCUUGUCGCAAUGCGUAAUUUUCCGUUAUCAAUAAAUUUCAGCGGGGAAACAGCGUUCUCCCACAAUAACCCGAACAGUGUUGGACUUGCCCUGAUUGAUAGCAUGGAAGGAGCACGAGAGGCGUCGAACACCCCCACGUUCAAACACCAUUGGCGUGUGAGCAGCCUACCUGUCGCAGAAGGAGUGACCUUGGAUAAUCGCGCACUUUUUCGUGUUCUAGCAAGGGACCGCAACGAAUCCCAAGCCGUCGGCAACUAUAUGCGCAAUCGUGAGGUGCCUGCAUCGGUGAUCAAUCCGCUGGCAAACUCGACGGAAGAACGCCUCAUCAUGGAGGUUGGUUACGAUCUGACAGAUGUCAUCGAGGAGUGGGGCGGCUUUUCGUAUGGCUUGUCUUCCUCUGGAGAGGAUUUUUCAGAACGCCAAUUCCUCGAAAUUUGGUUUCGGGUGCGCGGUGACUCGGAUGUGACGUUGCAUAUCGAUCUGGGUGUCGUGAACGAGGAUAGUGACUUGGAUAGACGACUGGACACCGAGGAUCUGCCACCGGAGUUGGAAGAUAUCAACGGGGAUGGAAAGGUUGAUGCGUUAGACCUUGAUUUGGAAAACCUGCCUGCUUCCCAAAAAUUCCGUGCAAAUGGCUCGUUAGACACAGGCGAGGAUGUCGGAUGGGAGUAUAGUGCUGGGUUUCAACCGACGAAAGUUGGUCCCAACAACACGGUUUUGGAUACGGAAGACCUUAACGGAGAUGGCGUUCUAGACACUAUCGAUGCCUACCUCGAAAUCAAAAUUCCGCUUAACGAUAUCCCUAAAGAGUGGUUAAAACGGCAACAUCCAAACGGCUGGACAUUUCUAAGCAUCCCCCUUAACGCAGCUACAGCUGAAGCAGAGCGGUUUACCGUUGGCACCAAAGACAACUUCAACUUUAACGAUUAUCAGGCUGCUUAUGAACAGAUUAAGGAUGAAGACAAUUUCAAAAAGUUACACCCCUUUACAGAAUCGACAUACGGCUACCAACAACGACAGCAGCGCGAACAAACACUGACGUUGAAUUAUGCACUUCUGCCGGAAUCCUUCGGCGUGACAUCACGGGGACUGCGCGGGCUCCAGCACGGCGAAGGGCAAGAUUUUUCGAAACAUGAUACGCUCAGACUGUGGAUUUACGGCGACAGAAGCGAGACGACAUUUGUGUUACGCCUUGCACCGAGCAUCCGCACCGGAUUUCGGUCUACCUAUCGUUCUGCAGGUCCCUUUGAGGACUCGCAGGACCAAGAGAAAGCUAUCAACGUCUUUGAAAAUUUGAGGGACUUUUACGAAUACACGCGCGUAAUUGAUUUUGACGGCUGGAAACUGAUUGAAAUCGAGUUGAGCGAUCUGAAACGCAAUGAAUAUCCCGAUACCACCGCACUAACCGAUCUAGGUGGUGUUAUACCGCAGACAGGUCAAAUUGACCAACUGGAUCCAACAACUUCCACGGACCUAUCAACUGAGCAAGAGAAUGUCGGAGGCAUCCUAAUCGGCAUCCGCAAUGACACUGAACAGGAGAUUGGUGGGGAAGUGUGGGUCAACGAAAUUCAUCUAAGCAAUCCGCUGGUACGUUCAGGUUGGGCCCGGCGCGCCAACAUGAACGUUAAACUUGGCAAUCUGUUCAAGGUGGAUGGUGGAUAUGCAAGGCAAGACAAAGACUUUGAGAAUUCUGCCGGCGAUACAGGGCGUCAACGUCGACAGGAUCUGGGAUAUAGCACGACUAGCAAUGAUUUCAAUAUCAAUACCGAACUCACCCUCUUCUCUUGGCUUCCCGUUCGCUACUCUAUCCGAGAGGAUGAAUCUGAGACAGAAAGCCAGCGUGGAUCUUUUAGCUCCUUCCAAAGUGGAAAGAGCAAAACAAAGAGUCGAGAUUUUUCGGCACGUUUGAAUUUACGCCCACUUCCAGUAUUGGGGUUCGCACUCAAUCGCCAAGAUUUUUGGAAUGAACGCCAAGGCACAGAACUUAGCGAUCUCUAUACCGGUUCCUUCCAGUUCGAUCUUGGCUCAUUCUUUGGGGUAGACGCCCAGUAUCACCACGAAAAUGUUGAAACCGAUCCAUUGACAGCGACAGACACUUAUAGUAGCAGCACUUCUUCGUUUGGCAGCUACUAUGGGCGUAACCGAGAUGAAAAGGUGGAUACCGGCAGCAUUUCGAUCGACAUCAGCCCGUUCGAGAGUUUUAGCCUGAAUCCGCAGUACGAAGUUCGUCGCACACUUGAAAAACAGGAUCCAAACAAUCAAGGCGGAGGUGGUUUGAGCAGUUUCGCGCAAUCGACAGCCACAACAACAACGAUGGAGGAGACAGAAGAACCGGCAGCAGUUCCUGUAUUCACCAUUGCGGAACGAGAACACCGAUUGCUCUGA
Molecule: messenger RNA, 4326 nt
Organism: Geodia barretti
Lineage: Eukaryota; Metazoa; Porifera; Demospongiae; Tetractinellida; Geodiidae
Source: the annotation of a GenBank genome assembly